AAAAAUGAAGUAAUGUAUACAAAUUAUUAUUAAAAUAUAUGGCACAAAAUUCUAGAAGCUCUCCUGAACUGCUGAGACCUCGACCGACCACUGCUACUAUUAAUAAUGUUGGGAAGUUUCGACUACUCAAUGAUUUGGAGCCUAUUGAAGUGACUUUUAUCUUACUAGCUUUUGUAAGCAUAGUAGGAGCUGGCAUAAUAACUGUGGUGCGAAUAAAUGAUUCACCCAGAUCAAGUCCAGACUUCACUUUUGCUCUUUUACUGUUCAUAAACUUAUUGUUUAUACUGUACUACGUUGUAUUUGGUGUUUUUUGUGAACGGCCAUUUGAACUAAUUAUAUCCAUUAUUGCCACGGCAAUUGUUAUGCUCUACUGUAUUGUGGAGUAUAUUUGGAAAGGAUACAAUGACAGAGGAGAAGUACAUGAUUUGAAAUUAGGUCGUUUGAUUGUUAUUUCUGUUGUUGGUCCUAUUGAUAUUGGUUUAGGAAUAAAGAUUGCUUACAAGUUUUAUACUUCAAAGAAUCUUAUUUUCAGAACUGUUGGUGGAAAUGCACUUCUUCAAAAUAUGUGUCAAACAAUGUUUUUUUUUACUGCAUUUUUGAAGUUUGAUUUCCAGCUUGUAAUAAGCUUGCUAGUUUUGAUUUUGAAUGUUAGUCACUCACUUACAAAGGGAGAAAAAGCUGUUCUGGGUGUAGGAGUACCAAUUAGUUUCUUCUGGAUGAUUUUAGGGUUUCUUAUGAUUCGCUAUGAGAAUAUUAAAGUUAGUUUCAUUUUUUGGAUCAUUGGAUUACUGGAACCAACUUAUAUUAUUUGGUUGUUUGUCAAGACUGCAAAUCAAAUAGAUGCUGCAAAGAAAAAUGACAAUAAUCAAAAUGUUGUUUUGUUUUGUAUAUUUGCUGCCGGUAUACUGGGGUUGCUUCUUCGUACCCUCAUCUUUGUUUGGUCUUAUUUUAUUUUUAAAAAUUUUAACAAAGGUUUGAAGGAAAAAGUGUAUCAACAUAUGUCUGCUGUGCCAAUAAGAAGCACCUCUGUUGAAAGUCAGCAAAAUAACCCUAAUUACAACUCUAUGCAGUCCUCUUAAAAAGACCGUAAAGGUUUUACAUGAGAAUUCUAAAUUUUUCGUUCUUAACUUUAUUGAUAUAAAUAGCUAAACGAUGUUUCUUAUAUAUCCAUAGUUUUAUUUCGAAAAAGUACGUCUUAAAUUUUUUUUUUUUUUUUUUUUUUUUUUUCUAUAUAAAUCAAAAAGUUACCUUUUGCAGGGUAAACAUGGAAUUAGAUUUGAUCUAUUGUUAUGCAACAUAAAUACUUUUUCAUAAAAAUGCAUGUAAUUGUAUAAAAAAAGAUGACGUGUCAAAAUACUAUUUGACGUUAAUAUUUUCAUUUUUUAA
Molecule: messenger RNA, 1386 nt
Organism: Hydra vulgaris (swiftwater hydra)
Lineage: Eukaryota; Metazoa; Cnidaria; Hydrozoa; Anthoathecata; Hydridae
Source: RefSeq, a predicted model, not a curated record